This is a messenger RNA of Teleopsis dalmanni, 366 nucleotides long. RefSeq lists its product as uncharacterized. The coding region runs from base 1 to 366 and encodes 121 amino acids. The transcript has a single exon. The record is from RefSeq and is a predicted model, not a curated record. Lineage: Eukaryota; Metazoa; Arthropoda; Insecta; Diptera; Diopsidae.
AUGCUGCGCCGGAAAAAUGUAAAAUUCACAUGGGGUUCUGCACAACAACAAGCAUUUAUAGCUCUUAAGAUGCAUAUUCUCAAUGCAGCGCAUUAUCAGGAACAGCUACCGUUGGUUCUAGCUAUAGAUGCCUCCUCCUAUGGCAUAGGAGUCGUGCUCUUGCAUACGUACGUUGACGGUACAGAAAGGCCUAUUGCUUCUGCAUCUAAAUCUCUCGAGCAUUUUCAAUCCAACUCAUCAGUUUCCGUCGAUGACGACAUAUCGUUUACAGCGAUGGGCUAUUAUACUAAUGGCUUAUCAGUAUGUUAUGAUGUUCGGUAUCGUAAAACUACUGACCAUGGAAAUGCCGAUGCUUUAUUUCAUUAA